GUCUUUUCAAUUCAUUUAUCUGCAGGAAUGAUUGCGACUAUCAGUCUGAAGCUCACCGCCUGACUGAGGAGGUGAAAGUUGCGCCACAGGAAGAUAAACCGCAAAAAGACAAUAUUGCACAUGAUUUGCGUGCGCAUCGGAUGAGCAGGAGAGGGAAAUUCCUCUCCACUAAAAGUAAAUAGGAAUAGGGGAUCGGAGUUCGCCUCGCACAGACACAAGUCAGAGAAAUAGCAAGCAGAGACAGUUGCUAGAGAUUCUUCCUCUCUCAGUCUCCUCCGCUGCAGACUGAAGAUGCUCUUGGACGCAGGACCACAGUAUCCCACCAUUGGAGUGACUACAUUCGGCUCCACCAGACAUCACUCAACAGGCGAAGUUACAGACAGAGAAGUGGCUUUGGGUAUCAAUCCGUUCGCCGACGGUAUGGGCGCUUUCAAAAUCAACCACAGCUCCCACGACCUCGGCUCUGGUCAAACGGCGUUUUCCUCGCAAGCGCCCGGCUACGCGGCCGCCGCUGCCCUGGGACACCAUCAUCACCCCACUCAUGUCAGCUCGUACUCCACCGCCGCCUUCAACUCCACUCGGGACUUUCUCUUUCGCAAUCGGGGCUUCGGAGACGCCACGAGCGCGCAGCACAGUCUGUUCGCCUCCGCCGCUGGAAGUUUCGCCGGACCACAUGGACACUCUGACGCCGCUGGGCACCUGCUCUUCCAGGGACUGCACGAGCAAGCGGCCACACACGCGUCCUCCAACGUGGUGAACAGUCAGAUGCGCCUGGGCUUCUCCGGGGACAUGUACGGCAGGGCCGAGCAAUACGGUCACGUCGCGAGCCCCAGGUCCGAGCACUACGCCUCGACGCAGUUGCACGGCUAUGGCCCCAUGAACAUGAAUAUGGCUGCCCAUCACGGGGCAGGGGCCUUCUUUCGCUACAUGAGACAGCCCAUAAAGCAAGAGCUCAUCUGCAAAUGGAUCGAACCAGAGCAGCUGACGAAUCCGAAAAAGUCCUGCAACAAAACUUUCAGCACCAUGCACGAGCUCGUGACCCACCUGACGGUGGAGCACGUUGGGGGACCAGAGCAGUCGAAUCACAUUUGCUUUUGGGAAGAAUGUCCCCGGGAAGGGAAACCGUUUAAAGCAAAGUAUAAACUUGUGAAUCAUAUCAGAGUGCACACCGGAGAGAAACCGUUUCCGUGUCCUUUCCCCGGCUGUGGAAAAGUAUUUGCCCGAUCGGAAAAUCUGAAAAUCCAUAAAAGAACACACACCGGUAAAACAUCGCCGUCGUCUGAAGAUGGCCGUCGAGCGGAAUUCGGCGCAUUUGUGGAGUGGACACUGGCGAGACACAGAUCCCCGGUCACCGUCUGUCCCGAGGGGGAUCUUGCCGGUGACACUCCAGACCCAGAGCCCAGCCCACCAUCUCGCCGCUGUGCUGAGCUAAAGCCAGAGCCCACCGAUGGCGGAGAGCCCAUUCCCGCCGCGAUCUACCAGCCAGUGCAAUGCCGAGCGACUGAGCGGAGGAUCGCCCCGGAAGGAGAGCCCAAGCCGUCAGACCAGCGACUGCUAUUCCCAUUUCACUUUGUCAAUAAAUUCUCUGACACUUCAGAGUCCUCUGUUGGUGUGCCCCCAUUUGCAGAGUGCACGUUUCCAAAAGAUCAGGCCAUUGGCAGCCCUACCUAUCACAUACUGGGAGGCUGA
Molecule: messenger RNA, 1689 nt
Organism: Sinocyclocheilus rhinocerous
Lineage: Eukaryota; Metazoa; Chordata; Actinopteri; Cypriniformes; Cyprinidae
Gene: zic1
Product: zic family member 1 (odd-paired homolog, Drosophila)
Exons: 4
Coding region: 292-1689 (465 amino acids)
Biological process (GO): regulation of transcription by RNA polymerase II
Cellular component (GO): nucleus
Molecular function (GO): DNA-binding transcription factor activity, RNA polymerase II-specific; RNA polymerase II cis-regulatory region sequence-specific DNA binding
Source: RefSeq, a predicted model, not a curated record